Molecule: messenger RNA, 5653 nt
Organism: Mugil cephalus (flathead mullet)
Lineage: Eukaryota; Metazoa; Chordata; Actinopteri; Mugiliformes; Mugilidae
Gene: sytl2b
Product: synaptotagmin-like 2b
Exons: 20
Coding region: 232-5124 (1630 amino acids)
Biological process (GO): exocytosis; intracellular protein transport
Cellular component (GO): exocytic vesicle; plasma membrane
Molecular function (GO): neurexin family protein binding; small GTPase binding
Source: RefSeq, a predicted model, not a curated record
UCCAGCUCAUCCAGCAGCAGCAGCUGACCUGCAGAGGAGGUAAACGCUUUCUUUUUUCCCCUGUACAUUUUUUUUCUAUUCACAUCACCACAGCAAGAUGGGAAUUGCAGGAGCAGUUUGUGAAAAAGCUGUAGAUGUCCAGUAAGUGACAGCUUCUGUUGAACGUUUCCAAACCUGGGGGAAGAAGGAGCAGGAGGAGUAGCAGGAGGAGGAAGAGGAGGAGGAGGAACCAUGAUCGACCUGAGCCACCUGACGGAGGAGGAGCAGGGGGUGAUAAUGACGGUGCUGAGGAGGGACGCCGAGCUCAAGAAGGCCGAGGAGGAAAGAAUCAGGAAGCUGGAGAAAAUACUGAACACUGAGUCGAGGCCGGACUUCAAGCUGAAAUACCUGACGGGAGAGUGGUUUUACGAGGCCAAGUCCCGCAGACACACGGAUAAGAUCCACGGCUCGGAAAUCAUCCUGGCCUCCAUGAAACAAGGCAAAGGGGCUAGUUUGGAUGGCUCUCUGAGAAUCGACAAAUCCAGGACGACCACCAGCAGUCUAGGUCCGGAUAUCGUCCCUCCAGCGAAGCCUGCCAGAUGUUUGGAGGCUCUACAGGCGCAGGAGACAAAUGAUGUGGAGAAGGAGAAUCGAAAUUCAGGCAUCCGCUCUCCAAGAACGCCGAGGCACAACCCUUUUAACCGCGCUUCCCUCAUCGUUGUUGAGCCUCCCGACCAUAAUCGUGACUCGUCGUCGAGUCGGGAGCCAGAGUCGCUGGAGACAGAGCCCAUCUCACCACUGAAGAGUCACCCACCAGGUGAUGCCGGUCAGAUUUCAGGGGGCUCUCUCACAUCAGAAGGCUCCUCUGUCGGUUUCAGGCCGGUUCCAAAGAAAAGGACGUUCCUCUCGAGACGCACCAGCACUCAGUCGGAACUCAGCGGCAGUGGGGUGGAUGAUAAGGUAGGGCCUGCGGGCGUUGUUCCUGCCCCACGGCGAAACCUCCAGCGGGGAUCCAGCGGGAGCUCUAGCCAGUCCCUUCUGAAGAACCCAGAUGAGACGGCACAGAAAAAUGCGGUUACAGUGUCUAAUCAGGUGUCUCAGUCUGCUCAGGCGUCCAGGUCCGCAAAUGAAACGUCCACGCAGCUGCCGCGUGACCUGUCUCAGGUUUCCUCAAAUUCAAGCCUGGAAAAGGAAAGACUGCCACCUUCCAUGACAAGAGAAAGACCAGGCACGUACACCAAGAGCGACAAGAGGGAGACGCCUCAGAGGGUCGAGGAAAGAAAUGACGAUCAGAACCAAAGAGAUCAUGCAGGGUUGAACUUUGUCACCCCGUCUGCCAGCAGCAUCCAGGACAAAGAAAACAGCAGCAGCGUGGGAACAGAGACGAGGCAGGAGGAGCUGAGUCUGCCUCAAAGCAUUGUGGAUCCAGAUCCUCCCAUCUCUUAUGAUCUGAAGUUGAUUGAUAAGUCUGAUCAGCAAGGCCAGAAGUCAAACCAGACGCACGCCUUCAAACUGUCCACUCAGACCGCCAGUCCGACUGGGGAGGAGGAGGACUCCAUUGCGAAGGUGCUGGACUGGUUCAGCCGCAGCACGGACAGCAGCGAAUGGCUCAAUGCAGAGGACGACGCAGAACAGAGCAAUGAAAAACGUGAAGAAGUCGGCAAACUAAGAGGGGAAGAUUCACCAGCCAAAGACGGUGGGGGUGUCGUAAGUGGCAGAAAGAAGGACACGUGUGAAAAAAAGAGGAGCCAUAUAGAGUUGAGGCUUGCAGACAGAACCGACAGCAAGGAGAUAAUUGAAUCACAAAAGGAAGUGAAGACAGAUAGCAGAGAAAGAAUCCACUCACAAGACAACGUUGACGAAAGUCAGCCACCUAAGAUCUCUCAUCUCAAGUCGUUCUGGGAGAAAAGCAACACAGGCCCUAAAAUACUUAUCAGCAAAUCAGUCUCUCCCGGCGACAAAGGACAGAAACCUGUCCAGGUCUCAGCCGAGCCCGAGGUAUCAUCUGCUCCUGUAAUAUACAGCGGGAAGGGGAUUCAGGAUAGACACAGCUCAAAUCAGAGCGAUGAAAGAGAGCAGCUGUUGGUCAUCAGUCCACAUGCGGACAUGGGAAAUGCCGUUCACAUAGAAAGUCUGGUCAUUAGUUCAACUCCAAAGAACAAUAACAACUCGACGCACAACACUGAUUAUUUAAAGUUGACGCCAAGAGAAGCCGAGAGAAGAGGUUCAGACGCUGAGGUUUUAUCCACGACCAGACUCAGUCCUUCGAGGACGGCCUUUGGCCUAGAGGCUCAGAGCGUCUCUUUAGUCAAACCACAACCCGACAACAUUUUUGAUUCAAGAGAACCCAUACAACAAGAAGAGCUGGUACUGACGGUUCCUGAGCCCUUUACGGACUACAAGCAUGGUGGCAGUGACUUGCAACUCACCCCUAAAGCAGCAUUUUCCAGAGGCUCAAGUGAAGACGUGAAGAGGAGGAACAGUGAGGACAAAGGUGUGCAUUCUCAUAAAAGAAUCGACGAUACCGCCAGUAAAGACAGAAUUAACAGUCCUCGCUUAAACAGGCAAGGGUUACCGCAUCAAGAAAGCACAGCAGAGAAGAUAAAGCAGCUCAAAUCUUUCUGGGAGCAGGAGAGGAACAAACCAAUGUUUUACCCCGGUAAACCUAAACCCCUUGGAGACGGAAAAGUCGGCCGUGGAGCCACUCAGGCGAAACUGAAUAAAAGAUUCACAAAGUCGGAGUACGACCUGAGGUCAGUAGGAAAUGAAUCCGGCAGCGAUGGGGAAGAUAAAAAUCACCCGAACUUCACUAUCCUCCCACUGAAUCAGAGACUAGACAAGGUGGCCCCGAGCCUUGGCACGAGCCGGACGCAGUUCAACACGCUGCGGGAGUUUUGGGACGAGGCGACGUCCGACUACAAGGGAUCGUUUUCGCUCGACAAACCCAAAAGCCCCAAAAGCCCCAAAAGGAAAGAGGCAUCUUCAUCUCAGGAGCUAAAGGUCGGUGAGCCGGAGAUUUACCGCUUAUCCGUCGAGAAAACAAGGCCGCCCGUCAUUAAAUCAUCUCCCCCUCCUCAGAAUCGAUCAAAGUCACCACAUGACAGACAGACGGGCUCCGGGUCAAGGGCAGGGAGCGACAGCAAAAACAGCCUGUCGAAUUAUCUGUCAGUGGAGUCGGGGCAGCAGAGAAUGUCCAGAAGGAGCUCCAAAGACGCCAGCCGAGAAGAGAAAUCCACAAAACCGCAAAGUCCGGGAAAAGAGAUCCGCUCUCCGAAGCACAGAAGAGACAGCUUCAGCACCUCGAGCAGUCGCGGGGGUUCUUUGCGUCGCGCCACUAGCAUGUUCUCUCUGAGCGCUCCUGAUGACAAAGAGCCGAUCCAGCUCAAAAUGGAUGUAAGCCCCGUCCACUCUCAGAGCAGAAAGCAAAGGCACAGCAUUGACAAGGGCUCCUUGUCCCGAAGAGCAUCAGAGGACACGGAGACUCUGGCUCCUCGCGCACGAGCAUUUGUUCCCAGAGACUACCGCCAUUACCUGGGGAUGACGGACAAGACCAGCGUCCACACCUCGCUCGCACCGACUGUGAAGACCGAGGAGCCGGAGGGGAAGUCUGGGUAUGAGCUGGACGUGAGUGGACCAGUGAGGGCCAGCACGCCAGUGAGCUCUGAAGACCGCCACAUCAGGAGGACCAGCAAGAUGUCUCAGCGCCCCCUGUGGCCAAAUUACAGCAGUUCAGACACCGGGCAGGAGUCCUCUGUGAGCAGCACAUCAGAAACCUGGUCCAACACGAGGAACAGUUCAAACCGUGAAAAUGAUGACGACGACCAAAAUCCUGUGAGGAAAGCACUCCGGCGGGCAGAAGUGCGGCCUAAAAAUCUGGCUAAAAGCAUGGAGGACAUCACGGCAUCCUUACCUCGUCAGGAGCGAAGACAAGACCCAACUGUUGAACUCAGACGCAUUAGUGAUGUUUCCUCCAUCUCGCCAUCCUCGUCCUUAUUCUCGGACCCGGACCACCUGAAGAAGAUGAGCAAAUCUGUUCCUUCGUUCUUGCAGAAGGAGGACGCUGACACUGACUCCACCAGCGAGGAUACGUACCCCGUAGGAAGGCGAAAGAUGGGCAGUUCAGUGUCUAACAUCACCAGCUCUUCCGGCAUGGCGUCUGUGUCGUCUGUAUGUUCACACCCAACAGCCAUGUACAGCGGGGACUUUGGGAGCGUGGAGGUUCAGGGACAUAUCCAGUUCUCCAUCAACUACAUUCAGAAACUCAGGGAGUUUCACAUCUUUGUGGCCUUGUGCCAAGACCUGGCAGCGGUCGACCCGAAGAGGGGCCGCUCAGACCCGUAUGUCAAAAGUUACCUGGUUCCUGACAAAGCCAACCUUGGAAAGAGGAAAACAUCUGUAAAAAAGAAGACGCUAAAUCCGACUUUCAACGAGAUCCUCAGAUAUCGUGUUCGCAUGGAAUAUCUUCGCACCCAGACGCUCAUUCUCUCCGUUUGGCAUCACGACACCUUUGGCAGGAACAGUUUCCUGGGCGAGGUAGACGUGGAUCUCUCCAAGUGGGACUUCGACCACACCCAAAUGAAUCACUUAGCCCUGAAAGCCAGGACAAUACCCGCUCUGGAUCUAUCUAAUGGGCGAGGAGAGAUGAGACUGGCCGUACGUUUCCUACCACAGAUCACCCACAGCGAAGGCAUAUCUAAAGAUGGCCCCAACACCGGAGAGAUCCAUAUUUGGGUGAAAGAUUGCAAGAACCUUCCUCUAAUCAGGGCCACCAUCGACCCGUAUGUUAAGUGCUUUGUGCUGCCAGACACGAGCAGGAAAAGUCGCCAGAAGACUCGAGUGCUGCGGAGGACGGUGGAUCCGGUGUUUAACCACACGAUGGUUUAUGACGGCAUCCGAGAGGCUGAUCUUACAGAGGCCUGCGUGGAGCUCACCGUGUGGGACCGAGACAGGCUCGCGAGCAGCCUGCUGGGAGGCCUUAGGCUCGGAGCUGGCACAGGCAGGAGUUACGGAGCGUUGGUCGACUGGAUGGACUCAGGCCCUUAUGAGGUGGCGCUGUGGGAGCGCAUGCUAGCCUCCCCGAACGAAUGGGUGGAGGACGUACUCCCACUGAGGAUGCUGAACUCUGCAAAAACUGCUUUCAAAUAAACUGACUCGAGACAAUACGAAUAUAUCUUAUGUAAGUAAAACAUAGUAAAUUAUUGUAUUAAAGAUUCAGUGCAUUGAUUUAAGUUCAGUCAGGAGAAGAUGAAUCUUGCGGCGCCUCAGUGAAAAUGUGGCACUGUGAACACUUAAGGGUCUCAGUUGGGAUUAAAAGACAUUAUUUUAUCAAUGUCAACAGAUUAAUGUUGUGAAAAAAAAUGUUUCAUCACAUCUAGGCCUUUGUGUAGACUUAGUCUUUGCCAAACAAUACCAGGACAAUGGGUAUUUUUUCUUGCACUGGAUCUUUGAUACACUCACAGCAGGAUACUACACCAUAUCUAUGUUAUGUCACCUCAAGCUGUCAUUAUAGCAACUGAACAUUCUGAAGUGUCCUUUUCAGACUAAGCCUUAUUUUGACAGUAUUGUUAUGAAUCUAAUUGAAUUUGACAAAAAAUCUUACAUGUGAUGUAGACUCUUGCACUUAAUGAUAUUAACCACAAGUGGGAUUAAAUACAUUAAAUGUUGAAGAUGUUGA